CAGCCACGUUGGAGGUACAGUAUGCUUUCCCUCAGACUGCUGACGAGUUUUAAUUUGAAAAUCGACGCGCGGUAUAACGCCAUUUCCGCUUUGAGCUGCGUGAUUGACAAACCUUGGUGCUGUCUUCCACUAGGCCGUAAGUCCAAUAGGGGGAAAAUAUGGCGACCAUAACCGCAACGCAAGUCUCUGAAAUGACGUGAACUUUCUAGUGAGGAAGUAAAGCACUUUCCACAAUGCAAAACUGACUUGGUGGCACUGGCAAAUACUAUUAAUUCACCCGCAGGGCGCUACAGUGGCAACGACGACAUAUGUAAUUCAUCGGAGCCAAAAAUGGCCGAGUCCCGAGGAGAUGGACCGCGGAGGACCUUUGACUUCUCCGAAUCCGAAUCCGAGGACGACUCGGAAGAGAAUGUUUUGGAGAUGGCUGAGAAAACGCUCCCAGGAAAGCAAGCACUUUCUGACGCUGAGGAACUAUAUAAGAAGGCUGAUCGACCAAGCUCUGCGAAAGAACUAUCUGAGGAUCGACUGGAAAAUGUGUACUCAAUAGAUUAUGUGAUUGAAGAACACGGUGAGACUGACAAUGGGCAGGACAUUGAUUCAACAAAUAAGCAUGAAAAGUUUCGUAUGGUCUGCAACGAAUGUGGAACGUCCUUCCCCCGCCGUGAGAUGUUCUACCUUCACCGCCACUAUCAUGCAGACAAGGAUGAACUCGUUCCACUCAACUGUUUAGAAUGCGGACUUUCCUUUAAGGAUCGUCGCAGCCUCAUGAAACACAGACAUGUGCAUCAAGAGGAGCCAAAGUAUGAGGAGGAAGCUCGUUUUCAGUGUGCAGAAUGUGACAAUUUUUUCCCAACGGCGCCAAAACUGAGGCGUCACCAAUGCACCGAUACAGAUGACAUGCCUUAUCAUUGUACGUUGUGCCGCAAAGAGUUCAUAGUAAGGUGUGCUGUCGCGAAGCACAUGCUCCACCACUCAGAAGAGGGCAGCUGGACGUGCAACGAGUGUGGUCAAAGCUUUCCAGACUACAGGACAUUGCGCUGCCACCAGCGAUGUCACCCUGUCCUCAAACCCUUCGAAUGUCCAGAAUGCGGCCUGUCUUUCACACACAGCUCCGUCAUGGAAGCCCAUCGGCGCAAGCACACUGAGCGACUCCGCUCUUUCCUGUGUCCCAUUUGCGGCAAGACCUUCACAUACACAAGUCUGGUUCAAGAACGCCAGAAUCUGUGCACCAGCGAGACGCCCUUCUGUUGUCCUGAUUGUGCCCACCAAGCAGACUCCCGUGUCUGCACCGGCGCAAGUUGUUGCAAAGAAAAGAGCCGCAGUGACGAAUUAAAACGUGCUUUUAGCUGUCGCCUUUGUCUGCAGAAAAACAGCGCGCCAUCCAACCUAAGAGCCCGCAUGCAAUUUCAUGAAGUGGAGUGCAAGUCGCACGAGAAAAGCUUCAAGCCACAUCCAGAGAUUGAAAAAGGUUCUGAAGGAGGGGGGUCCAAGUAAGAACUUUUUGGGACAAGGAUGAUGGCAAUCCAGAGCACAAAAGAGAUGUUGGGCACCCUGACCGUGAACAUGAGGCAUGGAAGAUAAUCACGGCCAAGGAUUCGGUCUUGGCCUCGGAGCACCCCCAACUUCAGCAUGAUGGCUGCCUUCCUCACCGCUGGACAGUGCGCUUUUCCUCAAUAGUAGGCCAGAACCCGGCAGUCUUCAGCCAUUGCUCAGACCACAAAAAGGUCAUCCGCAAGCCAUGCCAUGUGGCUCCUGGCUUGAAGAUGAGUUAUGAGGGCUCAGAAAUGCAAUGAUUUAACUUGAAAAUCAUGCGGAUAAGAGUUGCUGACUGUUUCAGUCAGGACAUGAGAAAACUUGUGUUGAGGUGCCAUUGGCACUCAGGUUGACGCAAAACAUCGUCAGGAGAUGCAGCAACAAUACAUACAACUAAUGCACCACUUGCAGACAUUGCGACAACAGUAUCGUGAACAUUUACAGCACAAGAUUGAAGUAAAUAAAAGUUAUCAAAUAUUGGCAAGUUGUAAUACCAUUCGGGUUAUCAAAACACUUAAUUUUUAUUAUCAGCUUCAUUUUUGCACAAGGGGCAUUUUAAGGACCCCCCCCCCCUCCCCCAACAAAACAGCAUCUCAAUUGCAGAUGAGGGGGAAAAACUAAAUUCAUCCUGGCCUGAGCACAAAAACUGAGUGAAUUUUUUCAGUAAAAAACGAAAGAUAGGGAUGUGAAUCCCAAUUUUCCAAAAUGUGAGGGUUCUCUGUACCACAGCAACAACAAUACAGGUAUCCACGUCAGCUUCGGCUCAUUCUGCCUUCAGACAGACCCUCAACUGGUGCCUCGGAAGCGUUUUGAGUUCUUAAGAUUGUCUAGAUUUUAUAACUGCAUAUUACUAUCACAUUUUUAAUUUUGCCAUAGCAGUUUUUUGUUGAUGUUAAAUGUAUUUAAUUGCAAAUAAAUGUAAAAUUGGUUGGUCGUUUGGGGAA
Messenger RNA from Hippocampus zosterae (dwarf seahorse), 2477 nucleotides. RefSeq names its product zinc finger protein 665-like. Lineage: Eukaryota; Metazoa; Chordata; Actinopteri; Syngnathiformes; Syngnathidae. The transcript is spliced from 4 exons. The coding region runs from base 331 to 1494 and encodes 387 amino acids. The record is from RefSeq and is a predicted model, not a curated record. Gene Ontology annotation, biological process: regulation of transcription by RNA polymerase II. Gene Ontology annotation, molecular function: DNA-binding transcription factor activity; RNA polymerase II cis-regulatory region sequence-specific DNA binding.